This is a messenger RNA of Lepus europaeus (European hare), 2205 nucleotides long. RefSeq names its product methyltransferase like 25 (gene METTL25). Lineage: Eukaryota; Metazoa; Chordata; Mammalia; Lagomorpha; Leporidae. The transcript is spliced from 10 exons. The coding region runs from base 38 to 1687 and encodes 549 amino acids. The record is from RefSeq and is a predicted model, not a curated record.
AUGUUUGCGCCACCUACAGCCUGGGAGGGUGAGCGUCAUGGCGGCUGCCGGCCUUCUCCCGGUGACCCAGGACCUGCCCACUCUGCAUGCUAAGUUGCAGGGGCUACUAUGGUUCCUCAGGGACGCUUUAUCCAUUUCGAAUGCCCAUACGGUGGACUUUUACACAGAGUCCCUGUGGGAAGAGCUGGUGGACUUGCCCCCGGAGACGGUGCUCGCGGCGCUGAGGAAGUCCGCGCUGGAGCCGCAGGCCCGGCGUGCGGAGGCGCGCCCCCUGCUGGAAGCAGAGAUGGGGCCAGGUAUUACUGAUUUUCCCAAAAUAUUUAGUGAAACUUCUCAGAAGCUGGUGAGUGCAGAAGCCUUUGCUCUGGCUGCAAAAUGUUUUUCCAUGCAGAACUUGGGAAUAUGUACUCCUUUUGAACAGUUGCUUGUAGCCCUUCAAGGAAAUCAAAAACAGAAAACUGGUGAAAAUGUGAAGCCAGUUGAGUUUAUGAAUGUGAAAAAAUCUCAUGAAGUUCAGGCAAUGUCAGAGCUGAUCAGCAGUAUUGCUGAUUACUGUGGAAUAAAACAGAUAAUUGACUUGGGUUCUGGUAAAGGCUACCUAAGCUCCUUUUUGUCCUUGAAAUAUGGCUUAAAAGUGUAUGGAAUUGAUUCCUCAAAUACUAAUACUCAUGGAGCUGAAGAGAGAAACAGGAAAUUGAAGAAACACUGGAAACUCUAUCAUACUCAGUCAAGAUUGGAUGUCAGUGGACUGACAUUAAAAAUGGCAAAAGAGACCAAAGAGCGAAAUGAAAUGAAAUAUAAAGCAGAUAUUGCAGAAAUUUGUAACAACAGACCAGCAAAUCAAGAAAAAAUAUCAGCCUCGAAUUUUUUGCCAGCUGUUUCAGAAUCUGUAAUUUCUCACAUCAAAAAAAAAAUGGAAAACCUACGUACUCAGUCACAUCUAGAAGAAAAUUUUUGUUUUGAAAAUGCGUUAUCCCUUAUAGACCUUUUGCCUGUUAAUUCCUCGGAGCCUACUUCUUCAUCACAAAUACCUAGCAAAGAAAUAGAAAUGCUUGCAGAAAAUAAAGAGAGAAGAAAAAUGACAUCAAAGUCACAUGAAUCAAAUAUAUAUUCACCUUUAACCUCUUUUAUCACUGCUGAUUCAGAACUACAUGAUAUUAUUAAAGAUCUGGAGGAUUGUUUGAUGGUUGGUCUACAUACCUGUGGUGAUCUUGCUCCAAAUACUCUGCGAAUAUUUACUUCCAACUCUGAAAUCAAGGGAGUUUGCAGUGUGGGUUGUUGCUAUCACCUCUUAUCUGAAGAGUUUGAAAACCAGCCUAAAGAAUGUCCUCAAGAAACGUGGGGAUUUCCAAUGUGCCGCUAUUUAAAGGAACAGAAAUGGUGCUGUGGUCGCAAUGCCAGAAUGUCAGCCUGUUUGGCAUUGGAACGAGUUGCAGUUGGCCAAGGGCUGCCUACUGAAUCACUCUUCUAUCGUGCUGUUCUUCAGAAUAUUAUAAAAGAUUGUUAUGGCAUCACCAAAUGUGAUCAACAUGUUGGUAAAAUUUAUUCCAAAUGUUCUUCCUUUCUGGAGUAUGUCAGAAAGUCUCUUAAGAAGCUUGGAUUAGAUGAAUCAAAAAGUGUCUUGGCUUUCCAUGCCUACAAUACUCUCACGGACUCUUCAGCCAGAUCUGAAUGCCUUAAAGGCUGAUUCUGAGGCCAGAGUGCUGUUUAGGACAUCUGCCAUUCUAUGAGUCUGCUGUGUAUCCUGCUUCCCAUGUUGGAUCGUUCUCUCCCUUUUUUAUUCUAUUAGUUAGUAUUUGCAGACAUUAGUCUUGUUUAUGUGAACCCUUUGACUUUUAGUCCUAUUUUAUCAAUUAUGAACUGAAACUGAUCACUUGGACUAGUGAGAUGGCAUUGGUACAUGUCACCUUGAUGGGAUUGAAUUGGAAUCCCCUGGCAUGUUUCUAACUCUACCAUUUGGGGCAAGUCAGAUUGAGCAUGUCCCAAAUUGUACAUCUCCUCCCUCUCUUAUUCCCACUCUUAUAUUUAACAGGGAUCACUUUUCCAUAAUUACUGUAUUAAUUUACAUUUCCACCAGCGUUUUAUUAGAGUUCCAAUUGCUCCCCAUCCUUGCCAGCAUUUGUGCUUUUUUGUCUUUUUGUUAAUACUCAUUCUUACUGGUACAAUAUUCAGUCUUUUUAACUGGUAUAAUAACAAUUCAAACUG